Rotaria socialis is the source of this 585-nucleotide messenger RNA. Lineage: Eukaryota; Metazoa; Rotifera; Eurotatoria; Philodinida; Philodinidae. The record is from the annotation of a GenBank genome assembly.
AUGGGUAUUGCCAAUUCUCGAGAAUUACAUGGGAAUCGACAAAGAAGACCAUCACCAUACUUUGGAUCUUCGAAUCAAGGUGAGAACAGGUACAGAAGAUAUUUCUUUCGUCGAAGGAUGCCUAAUACAACAAUAUCACCUACUUUACCUAAUGUUGCACAAUCGAAUUCUAAUCAAUUUUUAUAUGGAACUCGUCCUGGUAUGAGUCCAAUGCCUGUCUAUGCACCAUUACCACCCCUGCCAUCAAGACUGCCGCCAAUGUCUUACAAUAACUUUCCUGUUGCUUCAUAUAUGCCACAACAACCUAUGAUGGUGCUACCACAACGAGUAGCACCAAUGAUGUCUACACCAUAUAUGAAUCCUGUAUCUCCUUCUUCACCUCCAAUAUCAACUUUAUAUAUGCCACACGCACAAGCACAACAACCUUUCUUUAAUAAUAUGGUACGACCAGCUUCUGUGCCAAUGACGGUACCCGCAGGAGUCCUAUUCAGUCCUCCAUUAAAUUCUGUAGCACCUAUGAGAUUACUCACAGAUUGGACAGGAGGUGGGCAAAUAUCACCUGGUUUUCUUGGGCCUCCUAUUUAG